AUGAGAACGCGCCACAAACAAACCCUGCAAAGAGUUUUCCUCUGGGUCGGAGCUCUGUUCAUCACAUGGCACAUCUUCACAUUUCUCUUUACCGGACCAUCAAAUCCUAGCCAGUCUAAGCUCGAGGAUACAUCAAACCUGGUCAAAACUCCCGGCGAUGUGCAACGUGCCGCAGCUAUUGUCGACGCUUUUCGCUUUUCGUGGGAUAAUUAUGAGAAAUAUGCUGCGCCGCAUGAUACACUUCUCCCCGUCAGCAAGGCUUAUGAAGAUGAUCGAAAUGGAUGGGGUGCGACGGCUGUGGACGCCUUGAGCACAGCCAUUCUGAUGGAGGAGGCCGUUAUUGUGGAUAAAAUUCUCAACCAAAUUGCUGCGACGGACUUUACUGUUACUGUGGUGCCUAACCAGGUCAUCUCAUUAUUUGAGACUACCAUUCGCUACCUCGGAGGCUUAUUAUCAGCCUACGACCUCCUCUCAGGCUCUCACAAACAUCUAAUCAAAGACGCCCGAUUGAGAAAAAAUCUCCUCAAAGCAUCCAUCAUUCUCGCAGACAGACUAAGCAUCGCAUUCGACACUCCAAGUGGGAUCCCUGACGAUGAAGUUAUCUUCAACCCAACGCCCCGCCGAUACGGCAAUAUCGACAACUCAAUCACCUGUUUCGGCACACUCGUUCUCGAAUGGACGCGCCUCAGCGAUUUGACCGGAAACAAGACAUAUGCCACUCUCGCCCAGCGUGCUCAAGACCACCUCAUUCAUCCCAAGACUAAUCAAGAAUUCACACUGCCCGGUCUUAUUGGCACGUAUGUUAGACUUGAUAAUGGCUACUUCGGCGACUACCAGGCUGGUUGGGGUGGUGGGUCUGAUAGUUACUACGAGUACCUUAUCAAGAUGUAUGCGUAUGAUCCUGUCCAGUUCGCGGAGUAUGGGGAGAGUUGGGUUCAGGCUGCCGAGUCUUCGAUGAAGUAUCUUGCUUCGUCGCCAUCCACAAGGCCGGACCUGACCUUUUUGGGAGAGAUGCGAGGAAAUACCAUGAUUCCUAUCUCAAGUCACUUGGCAAGCGUUUGUGGCGGUUCCUUAAUUCUCGGUGGUCUUCUCCUCCAGAACCAAACAUUCAUCGAUUUUGGCCUCAAGCUCUCUUCUUCCUACUAUGAGACCUACCGCCAAACUCACGCUGGUAUCGCGCCUGAGUUCUUCCGCUGGCUCGAUAACGGCGCAAACCCUCUUGUUAGACCAACCACCAACCGACCACCACCUAAAAAAUGGACAUCCUUCUACGAAAAGGCUGGAUUUUACUCUACGAAUCCAGAAUACAUCCUCCGUCCUGAGACAAUUGAGAGUCUCUACUACGCGUACCGAGCUACUGGUGAGAAAAAGUGGCAGGAUAUGGCGUGGGAGGCUUUUGAGGCACUGAAUAAGAGGACGAAAGUGGAUGGUGGGUACACAGGGUUGAGAAGUGUUAUGAAGAGUGUCGAUGAUCCCGCGCAGCAAUAUGUGGAUAAGAUGGAGAGUUUUUGGAUAGCAGAGACGCUGAAGUAUUUGUACCUGAUGUUUGCGGAGGAUAUGGAUGUUCAGGUUAGGAGCGAUGGGAAGAUGAAGUGGGUUCUCAACACAGAGGCGCAUCCACUGUUAAUACGGGGCGCUUAG
Messenger RNA from Fusarium coffeatum, 1641 nucleotides. RefSeq lists its product as uncharacterized. Gene Ontology annotation, biological process: N-glycan processing; carbohydrate metabolic process. The transcript has 3 exons. Lineage: Eukaryota; Fungi; Ascomycota; Sordariomycetes; Hypocreales; Nectriaceae. The record is from RefSeq and is a predicted model, not a curated record. Gene Ontology annotation, molecular function: calcium ion binding; mannosyl-oligosaccharide 1,2-alpha-mannosidase activity. Gene Ontology annotation, cellular component: Golgi membrane; endoplasmic reticulum. Bases 1 to 1641 code for a protein of 546 amino acids.